AGUUAGUUAGUUAGUUAGGUUUAGGGGGCUUCGCGGGUUGAUUUAGUAAUUAUUUAACUUCGAUAUAAAACCCACAACCACAAAGUGGAACACUUGAAUAAAUCCUAGAAACAAGGCAGCUUCUUCCUCCGCCGCUCGCUCAAGCUCAAUUCCUCUGGCUUUGACGGUUGCAGUCUGUAGCAGAAAAACUGCCAUGGCGAAGAAGGAGGCGGGUGUGGAAGAGGAUGACGUGGAUUCUUUUUUAGCGAGUUUGGAUCCUGAAUGCGAAUACUGCCCUCCCCAGCUGGUGCAGAAGCUGUUUGAGUCGAGGGCAAUCGGUUGCAUCACCGCACUUCUGGAUCGCAAAGUCGCUCACAAUCAGCUCGAUCUCCGCCGUCGGCUAGCAAACGGCCAACGGCCGAUGUGCUAUGCUGCUAAGCUAGGGUUUCAUCAGGGGUUACAGCUUUUUCUUCGCCAUCGGAUUCAUCCCACGGAUAAUUUCUUGCCGGACGGUUCGGAUUCCUAUUCAAAUAUUCCUAAGGAUGAAUAUGGGGGUGAAGUCAUCGACUUGGCAUUCGAGGCAAGUUGCGAGGAAAGGAAGAAGAAGCUGGGUGAAGAAAUUACCCUCUCUCAGUUGAUCCUCUGGCUGCCGGAAUGGAUCUCCGAGCCCGGCAAUUUUGCCUGGUGGCACACCGUGAAGCUGCUGGGACGCACCUGUUCCAUUAACAUCGAGUCGAAAGCCUUGGAGUAUGCAGUCAAUGGCCAGGCGACACAGCUGCUCUGGCUUCUGCUUGUAGUCCCUGAUCGAGUUCUCUCCCCGACAUUCUUUCGCGCCAUACCAAUGUUUAAGGAUCGUCUGGAGCUUUUCUCCCUCCGCGAUUUCCUUACCGCUCAGCUAGCAGUCGUGACCGCUGACAGCCUCAGCAUUCGACACCACGAUCCCAGCCAAAUGAGCAACAAGUCGUCGUCUUUGGAGUUGAAGAGGUUGAUUCUUGCCACUUCCCUGCGAUUACUUGAAGUCUUUCACAGGGCUGGCCCCCAGUUGACUUUCUUAGUGGCAACCUUAGAAAAGGAGCAUCUUUCGAAUACCCCAAUUGCUCAACAGGUCAAGACUGUGUUAGAGGGAGCUGGGUUCCCCUUGACUUCUCUGGAUUGCCCUAUUAUAUCACAUCCCUAUCAUUCAGAGAUUAAAGACUAUGCCAGUGCAAGCCAUAAAGAAGCAUAUCUCGAAUUGGUCUUCUUGAUUCGACCGGUGCAUGUUUGCAGAAGUGAAGUUCUUGGUUCACGAUUCAGUAGGGCUAUUGGGAAGUUGUGCCAUCAUCCUUAUCUGAAGGAAUGGAGCCCCCAAAAUUCUGUUUUCAAGUUGCUUUUCAUAUUUUGCCUCCCUGACUUGGUAGAAAAGAUGCAAUGCAUGCUGCAGUUACAGCUUAAGCAUCGUAACCCUGCCAAGGUCAUCUGUCCCACCUAUCUUGCCGAAUUAUGUUUCAUCUAUAUGACAGAGGGGCGGAUUGUUGAGUUCACAGCUGCUCUAAUGGCCGUACAAAUUCUUCUUCGGCUGGACCAUCCACUAAUUCCUCAAAUGUCUUUCCAUACAGUGGGCAAUAAAAAGUCUCCCCCAACUGUUUAUGAAUAUUUACUGCAUCAAUUGAAGAAAGUGCUUGACGAAGAAAUCUCCUUAACCGGAAAAAGCGAGGACAGUGUUACUGUUCAGCUUGUCAAGGAGAAACAAUCGGUGAUUUCUUCUGCAUUAUUAUUAACAAAGAUAUUCGAAAGGUCUGCACAACAUAUAAAUUGGUAUCUUCACUCAGCAAGAUAUGAGGUAAUACAAGAACGUGGGGAUUUGAAACUGAUUGUAGAUGAUGUUGCUUCCUUUCUUGAAGACUCGGGCUUUUUGUUAACAUCUCAAGACAUUUGUGUGAAUCACAUGGAGUGUUUCUCAAGCAAAUCAAGUGUUAGCAAAACUGAGUUAAAAGGAGAUUCAUGGCUGUUUGGGCCACAUAUGCAGAGAGCUUCAUGUGUAAAGGUCUCUUGAAAUCUUUGUACAAUCUUGAUUUAAUAUUAAGUUCCCUUCCCUGCUUCAUUCAUCAGAAAACUGUGAACAUCCUUGCUUCUUCAAACAUCUCUACUACCUUCAUUCAAUAUGAACAUUGUUGCUUGGUUGUUCCAUCAUAUGUAAUUGUGCAGGAGAAGAAAGCAACUGGAGUGUCGAAGGCAAUAAUGUCAGCCGAAAACAUUAAAUCUUCUUUGCUUGUUGGUUCAUCCAUUAACAAGCUUUCAGCACGCUCUUAUCACUCAUUCCCAAUGCUUAGGUAUGGAGCAUCUAAGGGCGUCUUGGUGCCUACACAAGAUGGGGUCAAUUUGUUAACGAAAGGGGUCGAGUCUGCAAGAUGGUCAGAUUCUAUACUGAGAAAGAGCUCGAGGUGUUUGACAAUGACUAGGAGAAUAAUUUUGCGUCUGUAACUCUACCCGGGGCUUUACUCGUGUUGUAGUAGUAGUCAUUGUUACACAAUAGACUUUGAGAGUAGAGCAGGUUGAACUAUUGUUCCUAGAACAUCAGAAAACUGUGCCAAGACUUAUUUUCUUCUUCUUCAUCAUCAUUUCUGCAUUCAAAAUCAAGUCUCAUGUAAAAGUGAACGGCCUUUGUUCCUUCUCUUCUUUUGUACCCUGUGUAUCUUCUCUGAUAUAAUCGAGAAAUCCUUUUCUUGUUACUGUUUUCAAGGCAAAUGGCAGAAAAUGGAA
Molecule: messenger RNA, 2718 nt
Organism: Linum tenue
Lineage: Eukaryota; Viridiplantae; Streptophyta; Magnoliopsida; Malpighiales; Linaceae
Source: the annotation of a GenBank genome assembly